This is a messenger RNA of Anoplophora glabripennis (Asian longhorned beetle), 556 nucleotides long. RefSeq lists its product as uncharacterized. The record is from RefSeq and is a predicted model, not a curated record. Bases 218 to 556 code for a protein of 112 amino acids. The transcript has 3 exons. NCBI's taxonomy places the organism in Eukaryota, Metazoa, Arthropoda, Insecta, Coleoptera, Cerambycidae.
GUGACGUUUAAACUUUUAAACUAACCUAAUUUUUCAGGUUUCAGGCAGCUAUUUAUUAUUGAUUAUUGUUUUCCGAUGGUUUUCCUUUGAUCUUAUCCAUCCUCAUUUUAUAGUCUUUAGCAGUGUCUUUUUGUUUGUUUGCUAAGUUUGCUUACCAAAAGCUUAAGAGUAUAUCUUAGGUAUCGGUGUUUUGUGGAAAAUAUUAAGUAACGUGUAAAUGGAAAACGUUGUGUCUUCCUCGUUAAAUGAAGAAUUCAUUAAUUCUGUUUUGCCACCUGGCUGGGGAACAAAAAUUAUGGAGAAAAAGAUUAUAGAAGGUGAAGAUAAGUUUCCCAACGUCCAGUUGCAAUUUUUUGUUAAUUGCACGAACAAAGAAGAGUUUGGUAAAUGGUUAAGAGAGUUUGAAAACAUAACAAAUUCAUCAUACGUUAUCAGUAAUACGGAUAUUGAGGAUGGAGAACGGAUUAAACUUAAAAAGAGACUAAGAUGUCACCACUUUACUCGGUGCUCAAAAACCUACGAACCAUCUUCAAAAAAUAAAACGAGAAANGCUUAG